Xylaria bambusicola is the source of this 1639-nucleotide messenger RNA. RefSeq lists its product as uncharacterized. The coding region runs from base 196 to 966 and encodes 256 amino acids. NCBI's taxonomy places the organism in Eukaryota, Fungi, Ascomycota, Sordariomycetes, Xylariales, Xylariaceae. The transcript is spliced from 3 exons. The record is from RefSeq and is a predicted model, not a curated record.
GCUUUAUAACACAACGACUGUUGGCUGUCACCCUGUUCCAAAAAUAAAACGAGGGUACCCCUUUUGUUUGCACUCUCCGCAUGCCCUCUUAUACACCAGCCAAUACGACAACGUCGACAACGACGAAGACACAAGCAGCAUCACUAGUCAAGUCGCUUAUAACCGCUCUUGUUAACUCUUAUCCAAAAUCGAAGAAUGCCUCCUCGCCGCUCGCAUCGUCGUUCUCGAUCGCCUGGUGUUGAUGCGCAGGAACCACGUCACUCUCGUAGACGCAUGAAUGAGUAUGCGGAUGCAGUUUCGAUCACCGAAUACGAAACCAGCCAUGCACAAGGCAACGUUGAUCCACAAACUUGGAGAUCGCAUAGCCUAACUUGGGUUGACGAUCCCACAGCCGCAGCGCACUCUGAUGAUUUGGUCUAUAGUAACAGUGUUGACCAUGACCUCAUGUUGGAGCCGGAGUGGCCGCUUCUCAACGCAAACGACCAGAAUGAAACCCUCCGUGGUGGCAACUACCAUUCUCAAGCUCAAGUCAACUACAGUGAUUCCACUUGGGAAAGGUUGACAGCCGGUUGUCGAUACAAUCCAAAUAGCCAGACUGCCUCCGAUCCAUCAUCUGAGUUUCAACCAGCCCAGCAUACCCCUCCGGCCCAUCCAGAUUGGACCUUUUGGGAAGAUGUUUCCAUGGAUCGAGCAUAUCGACGGCUGUCUAUGAGGGCUCGCCAGGGCUCCGGGGUGCAAAUUUCUGACCUCGAACCUUAUGGCAAUGGAGCCGUGUACAAUUCGACGAACCAAACCGGGAACAUUGAAGAGAAUGAUAGUGGCGAGUCUGGUGGAGAGAUUAGCCCCGUAGACGAGAGCCAAUACAUCCAUGACUACGUGACUGCCGAAAAUGACCCCUGGUCGCCCGAGUGCCUUCGCCGCCCUACAAACUCUUCUGAUACCACUCAUACCUAUUGGCUGCAGUGAGGGUAUGGAGAGUGGGUAAUGUAGUACGAUAUGCGGCUCAGGAUGUUCUUCGUAUUGGGGAGUAAGCAGGUUAUACUCUUCCAUGCUACUCUCAGGCUUGGUAUUCCUCUCUUUGGGAAAUCUAUCACCGUGAUGGAGUUGAUAUGCGUUUAUGCUCCGCUGAUUGGAACGGAGAGGGAAAAGAAAACAAAACAAGACAGAUUAUUGUUAAGGGUUUGCGAUUCUUUAUACAUGAUACCAUAUUUAAGAAAUCUACAAAAACUCCAUUUUGCGCGAUGAGAGAGUAUCCUAUACACCCGCCACUAGAGAUGGCAACAGCGACAUUUUGUAUUCGGAUUUGGUAGCCUAACCGGCUGCCUCUAGGACAAUCAACUACACCCAAAUAGUACAAUAUGUUUCACUAUGGAGUGUGCUACUGCGUAUCGAUGGCUCCGGCAUUCGUUGGCAGCCCCUGCAUGUUCUGAUAGCAAUGCCUUGGUAACGCCAUUACGAGACAUGCAACGCGCCGUAUAUCAAAUUUCCUUCAAGAAUAAUGCUACUAUGAGAGGGUAAUGAAUAAGUUCUAGCCAAUUAUCAGCGUAGGGACAUCGUGGGUGUUCCAUUUUUAUCUCCAUCGUGAGUUUCAUGGGGCAAUAUUACGCCAAGUCAUUGAUAAUCGUCGUAUUGAGUUGAG